This is a messenger RNA of Lates calcarifer (barramundi perch), 4815 nucleotides long. Its product is annotated as probable E3 ubiquitin-protein ligase HERC1. The transcript is spliced from 23 exons. The record is from RefSeq and is a predicted model, not a curated record. Bases 297 to 4685 code for a protein of 1462 amino acids. NCBI's taxonomy places the organism in Eukaryota, Metazoa, Chordata, Actinopteri, Centropomidae.
CAGACAGGGAGAGAGACAGGUCCCGACGUCACAGCCCGGGGCUGGGGCUCGGUGAGGGGCUGGGGCUGAACAGACUGCUACCCAGACUCAUUGCAGUGGAAGGAACCGGAGAGGCGGGCGGAGGCAUGGAAGUCCAUGCACGGGUCUGUCUCCUUUCACAGUAACGUUAUCAAAGCGCACGGAUAUUGACCGAACUGUUCGUGUUUAUGCAAUGAAGCGCAGUUGGAUUCUUGUGUAAGCACAACGCACAGAGGAGGAGGCCUUUUAUCGGACUGAUGGCUCCAGAGUGACAUGCCAUGGCUUUAAUGAUCCCCCCGGUGAAACUCAAAUGGCUAGAGCACCUAAACAGCUCAUGGAUCACCGAGGACAGUGAGUCAAUAGCCACACGGGAGGGAGUCUCAGUGCUCUACUCAAAACUGCUGGCCAACAAAGAGGCUGUGCUGCUGCCCCAGCAGGUGCUGUGUCUGAAGGGCCCCCAGCUUCCAGACUUUGAGCGGGAGUCCCUCUCCAGCGAUGAGCAGGAGCACUACCUGGAUGCUCUGCUCAGCAGCCAGUUGGCCUUGGCCAAGAUGGUCUGCUCUGACUCACCAUUUGCUGCUGCACUGCGCAAACGUGUGCUGGUGCUCCAGCGCAUCUUCUACGCACUUUCCAACAAGUACCAUGACAAGGGAAAGGUCAAGCAGCAGCAGCACUCUCCAGAGAACAACUCGGGAUCAGCUGAUCUGCACUCUGUCAGUGAGCGACCACGCUCCAGCACUGAUGCUCUCAUUGAGAUGGGUGUUCGCACAGGCCUCAGCCUUCUUUUUGCUCUGCUGCGCCAGAGCUGGAUGAUGCCUCCUCCGCCCAGUCCUGGUGGAGGUCCUGGGGGCAAUAUAAACUUGUGUAAUGAUGUCAUUCACACAGCCAUUGAUGUAGUUAGCUCCCUGCCACCCCUCUCUCUGGCCAACGAGAGCAAGAUCCCACCAAUGGGCCUGGACUGCCUGGCCCAAGUCACCACUUUUCUGAAGGGAGUGACCAUGCCAAACUCGGGGGCGGAUAUACUGGGGCGACGCCUUGCCUCUGAGCUGCUGCUAGGGCUAGCCUCCCAGAGGGGUUCCCUGCGCUACUUGCUGGAGUGGAUUGAGAUGGCUUUGGCUGCAUCAGCUGUGGUCAGUACUAUGGAGCAGAAUAAGGUGCUACAGAACCAAGAGGGCCUCAUCGGCUAUGAUUGUUUCAUGAACAUCCUCAUGCAGAUGAGACGCUCUUUGGGCUCCUCAGCAGAUCGCAGCCAAUGGCGAGAACCCACACGGACCUCUGACGGCCUGUGCUCGCUGUAUGAGGCAUCACUCUGUCUUUUUGAAGAAGUAUGUCGAAUGGCAUCAGACUACUCUCGCACCUGUGUCAGUCCAGACAGCAUACAGACUGGUGAGGCACCCGUAGUGUCCGAGACCUGUGAGGUGUACGUGUGGGGCAGUAACAGCAGCCAUCAGCUAGUGGAGGGUACGCAGGAGAAGAUCUUACAGCCCAAGUUGGCCGCCAGCUUUGCAGAUGCACAAACAAUUGAGGCAGGCCAGUACUGCACUUUUGUGAUAUCUUCUGAUGGCUCUGUUCGGGCCUGCGGGAAGGGGAGCUAUGGCCGCUUGGGCCUCGGGGACUCUAACAACCAGUCAACACUCAAGAAGCUGACCUUUGAACCCCACCGUGCCAUCAAGAAGGUGUCGUCGUCCAAGGGCUCGGAUGGCCACACGCUGGCCUUCACUACGGAGGGUGAGGUGUUCAGCUGGGGUGAUGGUGAUUAUGGCAAACUGGGUCACGGGAACAGCUCAACACAGAAAUACCCUAAACUUAUCCAAGGGCCACUGCAGGGGAAGGUGGUGGUAUGUGUGUCUGCUGGCUACAGACAUAGUGCUGCAGUCAGCGAGGAUGGGGAGCUGUACACAUGGGGUGAAGGAGAUUUUGGAAGAUUAGGUCAUGGUGACAGCAACAGCCGAAACAUUCCUACCCUAGUAAAGGACAUCAGCAACGUGGGAGAGGUGUCAUGUGGUAGCUCUCAUACUAUUGCACUGUCAAAGGAUGGGCGGACUGUGUGGUCCUUUGGAGGAGGAGACAAUGGAAAACUAGGUCAUGGUGAUACUAAUCGAGUCUACAAGCCGAAAGUAGUGGAGACCCUGCAAGGGAUGUUCAUCAGAAAAGUGUGCGCAGGAAGCCAGUCGUCUCUUGCCUUAACAUCUACUGGACAGGUGUAUGCUUGGGGCUGUGGCGCCUGCCUGGGGUGCGGUUCCUCUGAGGCCACAGCACUCAGACCCAAACUAAUCGAGGAGCUGGCUACCACACGUGUGGUGGAUAUCUCCAUAGGAGACAGUCACUGCUUGGCCCUGUCACAUGACAAUGAAGUGUAUGCAUGGGGCAACAAUUCCAUGGGUCAGUGUGGCCAGGGGAACUCUACAGGGCCGAUCACCAAGCCCAAGAAGGUCGUCGGCCUGGAUGGAGUUGCUAUUCAGCAGAUCUCAGCCGGCACGUCUCACAGCCUGGCCUGGACUGCCCUGCCCAGAGACAGGCAAGUGGUGGCUUGGCACAGACCAUACUGUGUCGACCUCGAAGAAAGCACCUUUUCCCACUUGCGCUCCUUCCUUGAGCGUUACUGUGAUGGCAUCAACAGUGAAAUUCCUCCUCUUCCCUUCCCCUCAUCCAGGGAGCAUCAUAACUUCCUGAAGCUGUGCCUUCGGCUUUUGUCCAAUCAUCUGGCUCUGGCUCUUGCUGGGGGCGUGGCCACCAGUAUCUUAGGUCGACAGGCCAGACCCCUGAGGAACCUGCUCUUCAGACUGAUGGACUCUUCUGUGCCUGAUGAGAUUCAGGAGGCGGUGAUUGAGACUCUGUCUGUGGGGGCGACCAUGCUGCUGCCUCCACUGAGAGAGAGGAUGGAGCUUCUUCACUCCCUGCUGCCUCAGGGCCCUGACAGAUGGGAGAGUCUCUCUAAAGGACAGAGGAUGCAGCUCGACAUUAUCCUGACCAGUCUCCAAGACCACACCCAUGUGGCCUCGCUCUUGGGUUACAGCUCUCCUGCUGAUGGCCCUGAGGUACUGUCUUCUGGCCCGGGCUUUACAGCUUCCCCGGACGGCACUUACAGCACUACAGCGGGCCAUCCUGACACCCACCUGGCUGAGAUCCUCAUGAAGACGCUGCUCAGGAACCUGGGCUUUUAUACUGAUCAGGCAUUUGGGGAGCUGGAGAAGAACAGUGAUAAAUUGCAGCAGGGCACGUCUUCCUCUGACAGCAGCCAGCCAGCUCACCUUCACCAACUCCUCUGCUCCCUGCAGAAGCAACUGUUAGCAUACUGUCACAUUAACUCUGUCACUGAGAGCUCCAGCAGUGUUGCUUUACUCCACAAGCAUCUGCAGCUUCUGCUGCCGCACGCCACAGAUAUCUUCUCCCGCUCGGCCACGUUGAUAAAAGAGAGUUCCUGGAAUGGCAGCAUACAAGAAAAACUACAAGAUGUGAUCUACGUCUCAGCAGCAGGCAGCAUGCUUUGCCAGAUAAUCAACUCUUUGCUGCUGCUCCCAGUGUCGGUAGCAAGGCCUCUUCUGAGCCACCUGUUAGACCUGCUUCCUCCUCUGGACCGGCUCAACAGACUGCUGCCUGCUGCCUCCCCUCUGGAGGACCAGGAGCUGCAGUGGCCUCUUCAUGGUACGUCUGACUUUGCUGAGCCAGCCUCAGGAAUGUCACUGCCUCAGCCAGCCCUGUCCUGGGUGUGGCUUGUGGACCUGGAGAGGACGGUUGCCUUGCUGGUCGGCCGAUGCCUCGGUGGGAUGCUGCAGGGAGCUCCUACCUCACUGGAGGAACAGGAUACUGCUUAUUGGCUCAAAACACCUCUCUUCAGCAACGGCCUGGAGAUGGACAUCCCACAGCUCGACACCUGCAUCAGCUCUUUGUUGGAGGCAGCUCUGUCUGGUAAUGAAGAGCAGAAGCCCUUUGACUGCACACUGCGUCCUGACUUAAGUGUCUUGGUGGAUUUGGCCCUGGGUUCCUCUAAAGAACCUGCCAACAGCCUGUGGAUCAACAUGCAGGACUAUGCCAUCAGCAAAGACUGGGACAAUGCUUCUCUCAGUAAUGAGUCCCUGUUAGACACUGUGUCCAGGUUUGUGUUGGCAGCCUUAUUAAAGCACACAGGGCUGAUUGGCCAAGCCUGUGGAGAGGGCAGGUACCAACCAUCGAAGUCCCUUGCAGAGGUCUAUCGCAGUGUUUACAAGGUACGAAACCGUCUGCUGGCCUGCAAGAAUAUGGAUUUCAUCCAGACCCGAUCAUCAUCACGUGAGAGGAGAAUUUCAGACAAUCAGGACUCUCUUGACAUGGACCCUCAGGAGCACUCAUUCACACGUACCAUUGAUGAGGAGGCAGAGCUGGAAGAGAGGGCCGACCGUGAGAGAGAAGAGGGCCAUCAGGAGCAAGAUGAUGAAGAGGAGGACAGGGAACAUGAAGUAAUGACAGCUGGAAAAAUCUUUCAAUGUUUCCUCUCAGCACGGGAGGUAGCUCGCAGUCGGGACAGAGAACGGGCCAGCAGCAGCACAGGCCUGGGCUCCAGCUCUGUUUCCAGGAGUGGAGGAGGAGGAGGUGGAGGUGGUGGAGAGGAAGACGCCAUUCUGUCUCAGGAGGGGAGGAGGGGCAGUACUGGUCUCACAGGGCCAGGACCUGUACACAGCAGCCUGUAACUCAGUUAUCCACCGCUGUGCUCUGCUGGUGCUGGGGGUGAGCCCUGUGUUGGGUGAGCUGACCAAACAGAACCAGGAGGAGGGUCAGAUCCAGUCAGCUACAGGAACACAGGAGUGCCUGAGCUUCAUG